GCAGGGUACAUUCUGCGCGUGUGUAUACUACAAGCUCUGGAAAGAGUGCUAAAAAUGGCCAGCCGGCUCAAACUCCUAGUUUCCAAGCAAGCCAAGCUAAAGCCCAGAGAAGACCCGAAAUUGUGCCAAAAACAAAAAGUGGAGUGCAACACGGUCUCAAAACACAGCCCAGCGGACCAAAUAGUCAUAAAAUCUGGAAAGAUGCAAAGCGAAGUACACAAGAAGUAGAAUCUGGGAAGCUUUGUCCAAGUAUAGUGAGUGAGGUGAAGGAAAACGCAGCAGAUGUGACUUCGGUGUCUGCAAACGAGAAAGCACAGGUUGGUGGGGGGAUGGCUUCGGCAAGAACUUCUAAAUACAGCCACCAGAUACGCCGACUACACGACGGUUGUGAGUGGGAUCUAAUCAUAGCAACAGUGGAUGAUAUGAGGGCAGAAGGUGUUGCACUAGACACAUAUACACAGUGGGCGACCAUAUUGGCGUAUGAAAAUUUGGGUCGAUAUAAAAAUAUUUUGGAAAUAUUCGAUGCAUUGAAGCGAAAGGGAUUCGCACCGGAGGAGCUUGCGUAUAGUGCCGCCAUCUCCGCGUGUGGAGAAAGAGGCCAAUGGGAAAAUGCCGCGGAUUUAUACACGAGAAUGAAGCGCGAUAAUAUUUCUGGCACGCCAGAGGCACACAUCACUGCCAUAGCUGCGUACGAGAAGGGGCGGAUGUGGAAAGAACUCAUAGGCGUGGCUGAGGACAUCCGGAAUAACACACUCGUCGUCAGCGAUACCAAUACGAAUAACAUUGUCAUGUCAUCAGCAUUGCUACGGCAUUUCUACAAGCAAGCCCUGGAUGUGUUCAAGGUAAUGGUUUCUUUAGGCCAUUCACGUGACGUACGAACGUAUAGUAUUGCGUUAGAAGCGUGUCAGAUAGGGGGAAUUAAAAAUAGAGCCAUCGAAGUGUUCAAUAUGAUGGGCCAGGAAGGUAUACCACGUAGUGCGGCGACAUAUAUAUCGGUUGUGAGGACGUUUAUGAAGACUGAGCAGUUUGCAGAAGCCUUAGAAUGGCUGGAUAGUGUGGAGAGGGAAGUUAAAGACAUCCCGGCUGAUGUAUACGUGUACGCCAUAGCGUUAUGCGGGAAGUACGGGCAGUGGAAUAAGGCUAUGGGUUUGCGCUAUGAACUGGAACGCGUCACUGCGGCGACAGUACCGCAGUAUCGGCGUGUUGAGAACGAUUACAACGGUGCUAGACCUUGAGUCUUGAGUCUAGUUGUCACUUAUGUGAGAGUUACUGGAGUCGCACGAAGUGUUCUGGAACCGAUAGUAUCGAAUAUGUUGUGUAUUGUUAUCUUUUGUGUGGAGAUAUACGCUAAUAAAGAUUGCUAGGCAUACAGCUAAGAUUUUAAUCGGCAAUAUGUGGCCCAG
This is a messenger RNA of Sphaeroforma arctica JP610, 1403 nucleotides long. RefSeq lists its product as hypothetical. The transcript has a single exon. The record is from RefSeq and is a predicted model, not a curated record. Gene Ontology annotation, molecular function: protein binding. The coding region runs from base 330 to 1235 and encodes 301 amino acids. NCBI's taxonomy places the organism in Eukaryota, Ichthyosporea, Ichthyophonida.